Messenger RNA from Megalops cyprinoides (Indo-Pacific tarpon), 841 nucleotides. RefSeq names its product transmembrane protein 88 b (gene tmem88b). Gene Ontology annotation, cellular component: plasma membrane. Lineage: Eukaryota; Metazoa; Chordata; Actinopteri; Elopiformes; Megalopidae. The record is from RefSeq and is a predicted model, not a curated record. The transcript is spliced from 3 exons. The coding region runs from base 42 to 722 and encodes 226 amino acids. Gene Ontology annotation, molecular function: PDZ domain binding.
GGGAGUGAGAGAUCUGCCAGGCUGCACAGCACACAUUCACCAUGAGCAUCACUGGCACUCUGGAGAAGGGGCUGUCCCACCACCAGACCAUGGACCUAGGAGAGGACCACCACCACCACCACCCCCACCACCAAACCCAUCCCCACCUGCACCACGCCAACUCGGUGGCCUCCACGGCCCCCGCCGGGACUCCCGUGGGGGGGUCCGGGGUGGUGGUUCCGCCCCCGUACUCGGCGGCGGACGGUGGGGGGGAUGCGCCGCUGGAGCUGCGGGGGUCACUGGAUUGCUGGGCAUGCUCAGUGCUGGUGACCGCUCAGAACCUGAUCAUCGCCACCAUCAACGCCGGCCUGGCGGGCCUGGUCUUCGGCCUCAUCCUCACCCCCGCCAUCGUCAUGGUCGUGUUCGGGUUCCUGUGCCACUCCACGGUGCGGCCGCAGGGCUCUUCCCUGUACUGCUCGGACCUGCUGAACGACGGCGGCUGCGUGGCUCUGCUGGUGGUGGGGUUCCUGCUGGUCACCCCGCUGCUGGUGCUGGCGCUGGCCGCGUACUGCCGCCUCGCCCGCCACCUGCAACUGGCCCUCUGCUUCAUCCCCUACAGCCGAGCCGUCUACAAGAACCUGCCCGCCACACAGCACCGCGGGCUUGCGGGGGGCUGCUGCAGCCAGCAGGGGGCGGCAGAGAGCGGGGCUAAGGGCAAGGGUAAGGGCAAGGUGUGGGUUUGAGGAAGAGAGAGGGAGGGAAGGGGAGGGGUGGACAGUAUGAGACAUGGUAUUGCAGGAAGGGACUGAGGGUGUUAGGAAACAAGGAUACAGUUUAGGGUUAGGGGGCUUAGAAGACAGAG